AUGGAAUGGGCCUGCCCGGAAAAUUCAGCCUUAGCCCCCAGCCCUAAACCUACACGAGAGAACUGGGAGGCGGCCCUGCUUGGCUGCUCAGACCUUCAAGCCCAAAGGGCCUUGAUCCAGAGAAUCAAGACGGUGACUUCGACCAAUAGGGUCCCGGGCCAGGGCCACCACCUAUGGGCUGCCACCAACCUUGUAUUUGAUUUCUCGUAUCUAUUCUCUCCGGGAUCAAGGCAAGACGUCCGGACCAAGGACCUGGUGUGCGUGGUGGCGACCAUCGUGUCGCUCGCGCUGGUGCUCGUUUGGGUCCACGCGUUGAUACAGGGGAGCAGACCCGAGAUAAGCAAUGUUGUGGUGGACGGACAGUUCGGAAGCCUGCACGGAAGCGUCACCAUCAUGGCUGGCAUGCUGGUCAGCUCGUUCCUGGGUGUGCCGUACGCCGAGCGAAACACGUUGCGCUUCGCCGCGCCCGUACCUUGGCACGAGAAGUUGAAUCAGUUCGACGCCACGUCGCCCGCACCUGCAUGCGCCCAGUCUAACAUCAAGCAAGAUGAGAUGAAUAUAAGCACAUCGGAAGAUUGUCUUCACCUUAAUAUCUGGACACCGUCAUGUGAUGGACGUAUCUGCCCGGGCAACCUGACCAUCGUCUUCUUCAUACACGGUGGAUUCUUUCAGACGGGCAGCAACAACGACCCGUACCUCGACGGCCGGAUUCUGGCCGCAGUUGGUGAAGUGAUGGUCGUGGUCCCAAACUGGCGUCUGGGCCGGCUGGGCUUCGUCAGUAUGGGGACUGCCGAUUCGCCACUGAACGUGGGCUUCCUCGACCAGGCCGAGGCGUUCGAGUGGGUGAGGCGCAAUGCAGAGCCUUUCGGUGGCAAUGCCUCGGAUAUCGUGGUCGUUGCACACGCCUCGGGUGCGUCGGCACUGGGCUACCACAUGUUCGCGGGCGAAGGGAUGGUGCCGGGCGCUCGAAAGUUGGUCUUCAUGAGUGAGAGCCCAUUUACCAGAUACCCCGUCUACGGGCUCAACCGCGCACCGGAUCAGAUGAGGGCAAUCUUGGCCCGACUUCUGUGCGACGAGGAGGCGGAGAUUAAGGGCGCCUGGCUGCAGUGUUGGCGCAAGCUGCCCGUGGAAUUGUUGUUCAAGACACCUCCCGGAGCCUUGCGCGCACUCCCCACAUUCUUCCCCAACCUGCCCAUUAUGUGGAACCCCGUCAUGUGGAAGAAGCUCAAGGUGUCGGGAAUGAGUGUACUUAUGGGCUUCUCCGACAACGAGGCGCCAGCGCUCAUGGAGAAUUUCGCCGACUAUCUGAACGUCCAUCUGCAGGAAACUAAGACAUCGGCUAUUUCUCUUCUCUCGUGGCUUGGUUUUCCGCUGAAGGACGCUACUGAAGUAACGAAAAAUUACGCCGAGGGCGCUGGACAAAGGAAGUGGGCCCAGGAACUAUUGAGCGACAUUGCCGUCGUCUGCCCGGUGCGGCUGUUCGCAGAACAGCUGCACGCCCUCGGUAAUCGCGUACACACUUACGUGUUCCAUCGCAGCGACCCGACGAGUGAUGCAGGCGUCGGAAGAGAGGACCUCAUCCGAUUCCUGUUUGGCGCCGCUAUAAGACGUGGCUUCCCGACCGAAGAGCAAGCGUUGAGCCGACACGUUAUGACGCGUAUGGCGCAGUUCUUUAAAACGGGUGAAAUCCACGCGGAGAAUGACACGGUGGCUGAUGGGAAGUAUUCCAUAAGUUUUACUUCUAGCUCCAACCAACUUCCACGCUGGGUACCGGACUUUCGCCAGGAGGCAUGCGAGAACCUGCGGAAGUACUUCCCCGUCAUAGUCAAAUUGCCCGAUUCGGACCAACGUUGA
Dermacentor silvarum is the source of this 1854-nucleotide messenger RNA. RefSeq names its product cholinesterase-like. Gene Ontology annotation, molecular function: acetylcholinesterase activity. The transcript is spliced from 8 exons. The coding region runs from base 1 to 1854 and encodes 617 amino acids. The record is from RefSeq and is a predicted model, not a curated record. Gene Ontology annotation, cellular component: plasma membrane. Gene Ontology annotation, biological process: choline metabolic process; acetylcholine catabolic process. Lineage: Eukaryota; Metazoa; Arthropoda; Arachnida; Ixodida; Ixodidae.